AUGAAGUUCCAAAUCGAAGACGUAACAGUAUACUUCCCCUACGACCACAUAUACCCAGAACAAUACGCAUACAUGGUCGAGCUCAAGCGUGCCCUAGACGCCAAAGGCCAUUGCCUUCUCGAAAUGCCCACAGGAACUGGUAAAACCAUAGCUCUACUUUCUUUAAUCACCAGCUACACACUCUCAAAACCAUCCAAUCCAAUCAAGCUUCUCUACUGCACCCGUACCGUCCACGAGAUGGAAAAAACCCUAGCAGAGCUCAAACUGCUUCAUAAGUAUCAGAUUCAACACCUCGGUCCGGCGGCGAGGAUUCUGGCGUUGGGUUUAUCGUCGAGGAAGAAUUUGUGUAUUAAUCCGAGUGUUGUUUCAGCGGAAAAUCGAGAUUCGGUGGAUGCGGCUUGUAGGAAGCUAACUGCUAGUUGGGUUCGGGCUCUGGCUAUUGAAAACCCUAAUAUUCCGAGUUGCGAGUUCUUUGAGAACUACGAGAAGGCCGCGUCGGAUGCGGUGCUGCCUCCUGGGGUCUAUACCUUACAGGAUUUGAGGGUGUUUGGGAAGGAGAAAGGGUGGUGCCCGUACUUUUUGGCACGUCAUAUGGUGCAAUUUGCGAAUGUGGUGGUUUAUAGCUACCAGUACCUGCUAGAUCCUAAGGUUGCUGGGAUCAUAUCAAAAGAGAUGCAGAGAGAGUCUGUUGUAGUGUUUGAUGAGGCCCACAAUAUCGAUAAUGUGUGUAUUGAGGCACUUAGUGUUAGCGUGCGGAAGCAGACACUUGAAGGGGCAACGAGAAAUCUCAGUAAGAUGUCUCAGGAGAUUGAAAGGUUUAAGGCCACUGAUGCUGGUAGAUUGCGUGCAGAAUACAACCGACUCGUUGAUGGUUUGGCACAAAGAGGGAAUCUGCCUCUUGCGGAUACCUGGCUUGCAAAUCCUGCUUUGCCUGACGAUAUCCUAAAGGAAGCAGUUCCUGGAAACAUACGGCGUGCAGAGCACUUCUUGUCUGUUUUACGCAGAUUGGUUCAGUAUCUUAAAGGUCGUCUGCAAACUGAGAAUGUUGAAAAAGAGGGGCCUGUUACCUUUGUUGCCUCUAUAAAUGCGCAGGUCGGAAUUGACCAGAAAAUGUUGAAGUUCUGUUAUGAUCGACUGCAUUCACUUAUGUUAACACUGGAGAUAACUGACACAGAUGAGUUUUUACACAUCCAAACAAUUUGUGACUUUGCGACGCUCGUGGGGACUUACACUCGAGGUUUUUCAAUUAUAAUUGAACCUUUUGAUGAGAGAAUGCCGCAUAUUCCUGAUCCCGUGUUGCAGCUUAGCUGCCAUGAUGCUUCUCUCGCCAUAAAGCCUGUAUUUGAACGAUUCCAAUCAGUGGUGAUUACAUCUGGUACUCUCAGCCCAAUUGAUCUCUACCCUCGUCUUCUUAAUUUCAAUCCAGUAGUUAGUCGAAGCUUUACAAUGUCCUUGACGAGGGACUGCAUAUGUCCAAUGGUUCUCACUCGAGGAAGUGAUCAGCUUCCUGUUAGCACAAAAUUUGAUCUGAGAAGUGAUCCUGGUGUUGAAAGAAAUUAUGGACGGCUCUUGCUAGAGAUGGUGUCUGUUGUUCCAGAUGGAAUUGUGUGUUUCUUUGUCAGUUACUCAUACAUGGAUGGAAUAGUCAAUAGUUGGCAUGAAUCGGGAAUUCUAAAGGAUAUAAUGCAACACAAAUUAGUCUUUAUUGAAACUCAAGAUGUUGUUGAAACUACAUUGGCUCUGGACAACUAUCGCAAGGCUUGUGAUUGUGGGAGAGGUGCUGUAUUUUUCUCUGUUGCCAGGGGAAAAGUAGCGGAAGGCAUAGACUUUGAUAGACAUUAUGGCAGACUUGUUAUAAUGUUUGGUGUACCUUUCCAGUACACAUUAAGCAGAAUAUUGCUAGCAAGGUUAGAGUAUUUGCGGGAGACUUUCCAGAUCAAGGAGGGUGAUUUUCUGACUUUUGAUGCUUUGAGGCAAGCUGCUCAAUGCGUGGGACGAGUGAUCCGGUCAAAAGCAGAUUAUGGGAUGAUGAUUUUUGCUGACAAAAGGUACAGCCGUCAUGACAAACGCUCUAAGUUGCCUGGAUGGAUACUGUCACACUUACGUGAUGCACACCUGAAUUUGAGUACUGAUAUGGCUGUGCAUAUAGCAAGAGAGUUCUUGCGGAAGAUGGCUCAGCCAUAUGAUAAAACUGGUGGUAGUGGUAAGAAAACACUUUUGUCACAAGAAGACUUGGAGAAGAUGGGCAAUGGCAAUUUCAGUGACAUGUUGUUCUGA
This is a messenger RNA of Ilex paraguariensis (yerba mate), 2277 nucleotides long. Lineage: Eukaryota; Viridiplantae; Streptophyta; Magnoliopsida; Aquifoliales; Aquifoliaceae. The record is from the annotation of a GenBank genome assembly.